UUACUUACUUACUAAAAAGUCAUCUUAAUUGAUAGGAGGUGGAUAAUCAUUUUUGGAAAUUUCAGACAAAAAAUUAUCGCCGAAAUAAAAAAAAAACUUAAAUAUAAAAAUUGAAAAGAGGAAAAAGAAAACACAAUACAUUUAUUUAAAAGUUUGUUCAAGUAUUGAAAAAAUAAAAAUUAAUACAAGAUGACCGAUUCGAAGUAUUUUACAACAACCAAAAAAGGUGAAAUUUUCGAGCUAAAAUCCGAAUUAAAUAAUGAUAAGAAGGAAAAAAAGAAAGAAGCUGUAAAAAAGGUUAUCGCAAGUAUGACCGUUGGCAAAGAUGUUUCUGCAUUAUUUCCUGACGUUGUAAACUGCAUGCAAACUGAUAAUUUGGAAUUAAAAAAGUUGGUUUAUCUGUAUUUGAUGAAUUAUGCUAAAUCUCAACCAGACAUGGCUAUUAUGGCAGUAAAUACUUUUGUUAAGGAAUUGCCUUCUUCUCAACUUGUUAAGGAUUGUGAAGAUUCAAAUCCAUUGAUAAGAGCACUAGCUGUCAGAACUAUGGGAUGCAUUAGAGUUGACAAAAUUACUGAGUAUUUAUGUGAGCCAUUACGCAAAUGUUUAAAAGAUGAAGAUCCAUAUGUAAGGAAAACUGCUGCUGUAUGUGUUGCCAAAUUGUAUGAUAUUUCUUCAUCUAUGGUGGAAGAUCAAGGAUUCUUAGAUCAACUAAAGGAUCUUCUUUCUGACUCCAAUCCAAUGGUUGUUGCCAAUGCUGUUGCUGCAUUAAGUGAAAUCAAUGAAGCAAGUCAAUCUGGGCAACCAUUGGUAGAAAUGAAUUCUGUAACAAUUAAUAAACUUUUGACAGCUUUAAACGAAUGCACUGAAUGGGGUCAAGUUUUUAUAUUAGAUUCUUUGGCCAAUUAUAGUCCAAAAGAUGAACGUGAAGCUCAAUCAAUAUGCGAACGUAUAACACCACGUUUGGCACAUGCAAAUGCUGCUGUUGUCUUAAGUGCUGUAAAAGUUUUAAUGAAACUUUUAGAAAUGCUAUCAAGUGAUAGCGAUUUUUGUACAACUUUAACAAAAAAGUUAGCUCCACCUUUGGUUACAUUAUUAUCUUCUGAGCCAGAAGUGCAAUAUGUUGCAUUGAGAAAUAUUAAUUUAAUUGUUCAGAAGCGUCCCGAUAUAUUGAAACAUGAAAUGAAAGUUUUUUUUGUUAAAUAUAAUGAUCCAAUCUACGUUAAACUUGAGAAAUUGGAUAUUAUGAUUCGUUUGGCUAAUCAAAGUAAUAUUGCGCAAGUUUUAAGUGAGUUAAAAGAAUAUGCAACUGAAGUGGAUGUUGAUUUUGUUCGUAAAGCAGUACGAGCAAUUGGUCGUUGCGCUAUUAAAGUUGAACCAUCUGCUGAGCGUUGUGUAUCAACCCUAUUAGACUUAAUUCAGACAAAGGUAAAUUAUGUUGUCCAAGAGGCUAUUGUCGUCAUCAAAGAUAUUUUCCGAAAAUAUCCAAAUAAAUACGAGAGUAUUAUAUCAACACUAUGCGAAAAUUUAGAUACAUUAGAUGAACCUGAAGCUCGAGCGUCUAUGGUAUGGAUAAUUGGUGAAUAUGCUGAGCGAAUUGAUAACGCUGACGAGCUAUUGGACAGUUUCCUAGAAGGAUUUCAGGAUGAAAAUGCUCAAGUUCAAUUACAAUUACUAACAGCAGUUGUAAAAUUAUUUUUGAAGCGACCAACUGACACACAAGAAUUAGUUCAACAUGUUUUAUCAUUAGCUACACAAGAUUCUGAUAAUCCGGAUUUACGUGACCGUGGAUUUAUUUAUUGGCGUUUACUUUCAACUGAUCCAGCUGCAGCGAAAGAGGUUGUUUUAGCUGAAAAGCCGCUAAUUUCUGAAGAAACGGAUUUAUUAGAGCCAACUUUGCUUGAUGAAUUGAUCUGUCAUAUAAGUUCUUUAGCUAGUGUUUAUCAUAAACCACCUACGGCUUUUGUAGAAGGAAGGGGUGCAGGAGUUCGUAAAUCAUUACCAAAUCGUUCUGGUAAUACAACUACAGCUCCUGAACCGGAACAAGCUACUGUUAUACCCAAUCAAGAAUCUCUUAUUGGUGAUUUAUUAUCAAUGGAUAUUAAUGCCCCAGUUCCGAUGGCACCAGCAGCUCCUACUAGCAAUGUUGAUUUAUUAGGGGGAGGCUUAGACAUACUGUUGGGAGGCCCGGCAGAAACUGGAACCAGUGGUUUGUUAGGAGAUAUAUUUGGAUUAGGCACAACGGCUUCGACCAUGGUACAAAUACCCAGAAUAAUUUGGUUACCAGCAGAAAAAGGCAAAGGAUUAGAAAUACAAGGUACUUUUUCACGUCGCGGAGGGCAAGUUUCGAUGGAUUUAUAUUUUACAAACAGGGCUAUGCAAGCCAUGACUGGUUUUGCUAUUCAGUUAAAUAAAAAUAGUUUUGGUUUGGUACCAACAAGUCCUUUGCAAGUCCCACCUUUGCAACCAUCUAUGUCAUCCGAAGUGAGUUUACCUCUGGGAACAACAGGGCCUGUUCAGAGGAUGGAACCACUAAAUAAUUUGCAAGUUGCUAUUAAAAAUAAUGUUGAUAUAUUCUAUUUUGCAUGUUUAGUACAUGCCAAUGUUCUCUUUACUGAAGAUGGUCAACUGGAUAAACGUGUAUUUUUAACAACGUGGAAAGAAAUACCUGCAGCCAACGAAGUUCAAUAUAAUUUAAAUGGAAUUAGUGGAAACGCGGACACAAUAGCAUCAAAAAUGACUUCAAAUAAUGUGUUCACAAUUGCAAAAAGGAAUGUUGAAGGUCAAGAUAUGUUAUAUCAAUCCCUAAAAUUGACAAAUAGUAUUUGGGUUUUACUUGAAUUGAAACUUCAACCGGGUAACCCAGACGCAACACUAAGUUUGAAAUCAAGAUCAGUUGAAGUGGCCCCAAUGAUUUUCACAGCAUAUGAAGCAAUAAUUCGUUCAGCAUAAAUAUGUAAUAACUAUUAACAUAUUUUUUUGAAUUUGAAAUUGUGUAAUAAUAAAAAUAACCAGCUUAUUUUACAAUAAUUUUAUAUGAGUUACGCAUAUUUGAAUAAUAAGUAUUCAUUAAUCUCAUUCAUUUUUUAAAUACUUUCCAUGUUUACGUGAUAAAUAGAAUAUGUAUUUGUUUUCUGUUAAGUUUAAAGAACAUAUUAACGAUAAUUAUAUAAUAAACAUAAUAAUGACAUAUAAAGUUCAUAAAUGGUAACACAAAAUACAUUUUACAAAAUUAAUUAAGAGUAUUAAAUAAAAA
Condylostylus longicornis is the source of this 3253-nucleotide messenger RNA. It is a transcript of the gene AP-1-2beta, whose product is annotated as AP-1 complex subunit beta-1. Lineage: Eukaryota; Metazoa; Arthropoda; Insecta; Diptera; Dolichopodidae. Gene Ontology annotation, cellular component: clathrin adaptor complex; membrane coat. The transcript is spliced from 7 exons. Gene Ontology annotation, biological process: vesicle-mediated transport; intracellular protein transport. Gene Ontology annotation, molecular function: clathrin binding. Bases 190 to 2949 code for a protein of 919 amino acids. The record is from RefSeq and is a predicted model, not a curated record.